Messenger RNA from Molossus molossus (Pallas's mastiff bat), 2837 nucleotides. Its product is annotated as zinc finger protein 546. Gene Ontology annotation, biological process: negative regulation of transcription by RNA polymerase II. NCBI's taxonomy places the organism in Eukaryota, Metazoa, Chordata, Mammalia, Chiroptera, Molossidae. The coding region runs from base 361 to 2760 and encodes 799 amino acids. The record is from RefSeq and is a predicted model, not a curated record. The transcript is spliced from 6 exons. Gene Ontology annotation, molecular function: DNA-binding transcription repressor activity, RNA polymerase II-specific.
CGGCUGCAACCCUGAGGGCCCUCAACGGUGCGAUCUGGCUGGUUCAGCCACCACGGCUGGAGAAAUCCUCGGCCUAGGAUUCUGCUGUGCAAUCAGAUUCCAGCCUCCCUCGCCCAUCUGGUUCCGAGUGUGAGAUGGAGCAGAUGUGGCCCUGGAGGGGAUUUUGUCGUCUGUCUGUGACCUAAGAAAGGCCUGGUGUGUCAUGAGUUCCUUCUUCCCCAGUCCUGCCGUUCUCCCAAACGAGGCUCCUGAGGAGGAGGGAAGUCGGUGCACCUCUGAAAGCCCAGGUCAGCCCCAGACUGUGCUUCUCCAGUGGAGGACGCCUAGAGAGGACUGACAAGCUCUUGCAGUUCUAAAACCAUGGCCCAUACGUCCUUGGCAUUCAGGGACGUGGCCAUAGACCUCUCCCAGGAGGAGUGGGCGUGCCUGGACCCUGACCAGAGGGCCUUGUACAGGGAUGUGAUGUUGGAGAACUACAGCAAUUUGGUCUCAUUGGGAUGUUCCUUUCCUAAGCCAGAUGUGAUCACUUUAUUGGAGCAAGAGAAAGAGCCCUGGGUGGCAACGAGGGAAGGGACAAGGAGCUGGUACACAGAUUUGGAGUUUAACCAUGUCACCAAGAAGUUAUUUCCGGAAAAGGAUAUUUGUGAAAUACAUUUCUCUCAGUUGCAGACGGCGCAAAAGAGUAAAACCUUCAUCAUUGAGGACACCGUUUUCAGAAAUGAUUCGCAAUGUAAACAUGAAUUCGAGAGACAAGAAGGACAUCAGAUGGGGUGUGUUAGUCAAAUGAUAAUACAAGAACAUGUAUCUCUUCCUCUACAUCAGAAAAUUCAUGCUAAAGAGAAACCAUAUGAAUGUAAAGAAUGUAGGAAGGCUUUUACACAACAGUCCUACCUUAUUCAACAUAAAAGAAUUCACACUGGUGAGAGACCCUAUAAAUGUAAGGAAUGUGGGAAGGCCUUUUGUCGUGUGGGAGAUCUUAGAGUACAUCAGACAAUUCACGCCGGGGAGAGACCCUACGAAUGUAAUGAUUGUGGGAAGACCUUUAGACUUCAUUAUCACCUCACCGAACAUCAGAGAAUACAUUCUAGUAUGAAACCCUAUGAGUGUAAGGAAUGCGGGAAGGCCUUUAGUCGUGUCAGAGACCUUAGAGUACAUCAGACAAUUCACGCUGGGGAGAGACCCUUUGAAUGUAAAGAAUGUGGUAAGGCCUUUAGACUUCAUUAUCAGCUUACUGAACAUCAAAGAAUUCAUACUGGUGAGAGGCCUUACGAUUGUAAAAUCUGUGGCAAGACCUUUAGGGUGCAACGACAUAUUAGUCAGCACCAGAAGAUUCAUACUGGUGUAAAACCCUAUAAAUGCAAUGAAUGUGGGAAAGCCUUUAGUCAUGGUUCAUAUCUUGUUCAACAUCAAAAAAUUCAUACUGGUGAGAAACCUUAUGCGUGUAAAGAAUGUGGUAAGUCCUUUAGUUUCCAUGCAGAACUUACUCGACAUCAUAGAAUUCACACUGGUGAGAAACCUUAUGCAUGUAAAGACUGUGGGAAGGCCUUUCGUCUUCAAACAGAACUUACUCGGCAUCAGAGAAUUCAUACUGGUGAGAAACCCUACAAAUGUAAGGAGUGUGGAAAGGCCUUUAUUUGUGGCUAUCAACUUACUUUACAUCUGAGAACUCACACCGGUGAGAUUCCUUAUGAAUGUAAGGAAUGUGGGAAAUCCUUCAGUAGUCGCUAUCACCUUACUCAACACUACAGAAUUCACACUGGUGAGAAACCCUAUGAAUGUAAAGAAUGUGGGAAAUCCUUCCGUCUUCAAUCAGAACUUACCCGACAUCACAGAAUUCAUACUUGUGAGAAACCCUACAAAUGUGAGGAAUGUGGGAAGGCUUUUGUUCGUAGCAGUCAACUUAUUUCACACCAACGAAUUCACACCAGCGAGACUCUCUGUGAAUGUAAGGAAUGUGGGAAGAUUUUUAGUCGUCACUAUAAUCUUACUCAACAUUACAAAAUUCAUACUGGUGAAAAACCCUAUAAAUGUAAAGAAUGUGGGAAGGCCUUUCGCUUUCAAACAGAACUUACUCAGCAUCACAGAAUCCAUACUGGCGAAAAACCCUAUAAAUGUCAGGAAUGUGGGAAGGCCUUUGUUCGUAGCAAUCAUCUGACUCAACAUCACAGAAUUCAUACCGGUGAGAAACCCUAUAAAUGUAAGGAAUGUGGGAAGACUUUUAGUCGUCACUAUCACCUUACUCAACAUCACAGAAUCCAUACUGGCGAGAAGCCCUACAUAUGUAAUGAAUGUGGGAAUGCUUUUAUCUGUAGUUAUCAACUUACCUUACAUCAAAGAAUCCACACUGGUGAGAUUCCAUAUGAAUGUAAGGAAUGCGGGAAGACCUUUAGUCGUCGGUAUCAUCUUACUCAACAUUUCAGACUUCACACUGGUGAGAAACCUUACGGAUGUAAAGAAUGUGGGAAGGCCUUUCGUCUUCAAGCAGAACUUACUCGACAUCACACAAUUCAUACUGGUGAGAAACCCUAUAAAUGUAAAGAAUGUGGGAAGUCCUUCAGUGUUACUUCAGAACUUACUCGACAUUAUAGAAUUCAUACCGGUGAGAAACCCUACAAAUGUAAAGAAUGUGGGAAAGCCUUUAUUCGUAGUGAUCAACUUACUCUACAUCAGAGAAAUCAUAUUAGUGAGGAAACCCUAUGUAAGGAAGAUACAAUGGCCUUUAGAAAAUGCCUUUUUAACAGCAGAAAACUCAUAAUUUAGGAAAAUUUUACUUGUUAGACAAUAUGUGGGAAUCCCUCUUGUUUCCUGCUUAAAAUUUAACAGUUUUUUGUUUUGUU